GUUUUGCAUGGUAGAAGGUAGGCAGCAACUAAGAAACUUCAUUUGAAAAGUUAUGCCACUUUUUCAUAUUAUAACAGGGCAUUUUGUUAGUUGUUAUGAACAAAAGAUGGUAUUGCACUGAUAAAAAUCAAGCUGUAAAGAGAUAAAUUUGAAAAUUUUAAGACGUCACCAACUUAGCCUAAAAAUAAAAAUGUCAGAUAUGAAAAUUCCAACACGACCAGCACCUGAACCUCCAUGUUCAAAAAUGCCAAAACAAAAAAGUUUAAGACAUGUGACUGCAGCUUCAGAAGUUAGAGACACCUGUUUUGAACGUUUUAAACUAGCUCGAUCUCAAUCAGCUGGAAAGUUGGGGGAAACUAAAAAACCACCUCCUCGGCCGCCACCUCCAUUAAAAGUCGUUACAAGCUUGAAAUCCACUCCGUCUUCACGACAGCCAAGCCAGUUGCUCUAUGGCUUGCUCGGACGCAGCAAAGGCAGCAAUAAGGUGCCGAAGAGCCACUCCAGUACAAUGUUGUCAGAACCUGCAUCAUGUGGACUCCUGAUAGACCUGAGCUCUCCCCCAGCCUCCCCUACUCGCUCCAGUAGUGAUGGUUUCAGUCUCAACAGUUUUGGCAGCGACAGUCACAACAACGCCAACUCCCAGGUAGAAAGUGGCUUUGAAGAUGACUUUGAUUCGCUGCUAAUGUCAAAUUCAUCGACACCUACAGCUGCAGACCCUUGGUCAGUAGAUACAGUCUCAAAGCGGUCACUAAAUUCUGUACCUUUUGAGUUGAGCAAUGAAGACCCUCGAAGUAAACACAAGGCUGUCAAUGUAACAGUGAGUGUUUCAACUAAACCGACCAUUAUCCGGGCUAAGAAUUUGAAACCGGCAAGGCCACCGCCACCUAAGCUGCUGAGACCUUGUUCAACACCUCCAUCGUUUGUGAGUGCUCCGCUGGACCCACCUUCAGACUGGUCACCCCCACCACCUAACAUGCCACCUCCUCCACCCCCGCCUGAAGCAUUGUCUGGACCUAACCUUCCACCUAGACCCACCAGCUUGGGGCAGGAAGGUGAACAGAAGAAGAAGCCAUACUGCAUAGCUUUGUACAGUUAUGAAACUGGACAUCCAGAUGAUUUGUCUUUUAAGGAGAAUGAUAUAAUUUAUUUGAUAGAGAAAAUAAAUGAUGAUUGGCUCAAAGGGACGCUGAACAACAGUGAAGGCAUGUUUCCUGCCAACUUUGUCAAUGUUGUGGUGCCGUUGGAGGAGAUGUCCACAAGAAUCACAAAUAAUUACAAAUAUGUCAUUGCGCUCUAUACUUUUACGCCCGAAACGUGGGACGAUUUAGCUUUUGAGGAGGGAGACACAGUAAAAGUGUUAAAAAGAAUCAAUGAUCACUGGCUGUAUGGUGAAUGUAAAGGCAAACAGGGUCAGUUUCCAGAGAAUUAUGUCACAGAUGUCUCGUCUUUUUUCCCUUUACAGGAAAAUCACUCGUAGCAAGUAUUUUUUAAUGUAAACCGGGACCUUGUGCCUUAUUUGAUCACUGCUAUUGUGUAGAUAUAUUUAAUUUCAGCAUAUGUGAUAAUUUCCUUUUAGCACAUUGUGAUAACUAUUACUUGACAUUAUUUAGGGAUUAAACACAAUAUUAUCAUUUUAAUCAUUAAAAACAUAUUAUUGAUAUACUUAAGCCUAAAAUAUUAAUUGUUUAGGCGGCCUAUCGGAUUCAAACUGAAUUAAAUAUUUCGCUCAUAGUGGUAAAACACAUUUUCACACCAUAUUUGUCAUCGGGUACAAAAUGUAGUUGGUCUAUUUGAUGUUACCAAUAAUUGUGUGUCUUUUCAAAAGACUUAAUUUUAAAUGUAUUCAGUUAUAAAAUGACACUAUUUAGUUUUAUAAAUGCCAAAAAAGCUUUCAACACUGUUUUAGUAUUUUUUAGAUAUGUUUGUAUUUAUUUGAUAAGGUUUUAUAGUUAGUUAGUUAUAGGGAAGGUUUUCAAAUGACACUUCUUAAGGCUUGUCAACAAUAUAUACCUGUAUUUAUCAGUACAGUAACACAUUCACACCAGCUGAAGAUAAACGAGUGCUUUAGUCCGUUUGUCCUCAAACUUCAAAAUCAAAGCAUUUUUUUAAAACUCUCACAGCUAUGUACGUUUUUUCAAACCCAUUCAUUGCUAAACACAUGCAGGUAAUAGGCCUGGUGCCUAUUUGAGACAUAGAGUUGUUUAAAUUGUUUAACUGUCCAAAGUAUUAUGUGAAUGAACAAUAAAUAUUUCCACCUUGUCAAGCGAGAAUAGGAGGUAGAACUUGACUUUUAGUUUAUGUAAAUUUAGAUACCUUGUGAUGUAUGCAAUUGCCUUAACGUAACAGAUAGACUUGGGAAUUUUAUUCAUAUAGGUUAGUAAUCAAGGAACUAGGAUAUUAGAAACUUUGUUGUCUUGAAAAGUAAAAUCAUUUACUGUCAAAUGUUAUGAACCUCUUGAUCACAACUUUUCAUUUUCUAUUUUUGUAUCAACUUUAGUGUAUGUUCAGUGAAGUUUACUCAUUAAUAUACUUUUAUAGAAAUGUUAGCUACAUUAAAAUUUUGUUUAAAGAAUAUUGAUUCAUUUAAUUUGAUUUCUGUGUUGAUAUCCAGUCUUGGUUUAUCUGUUCUUUGUCAUUGUAAAUGACACUACAUAAAAAAGGCCUUUUUCCAAUACACGUGGAACUCAAGUAGCUUUCUCAUCUCCGAGUUGAGGACAUCAGCUGUUCAUUUGUUAUGCUUGUAAACUUUGUUGAUUUGCUGAAGAAAUUCUCAUUAUUUAACUUAUUAUCAUAUUGUUAUUAAAGUUGAUUUUGAAUU
Macrosteles quadrilineatus (aster leafhopper) is the source of this 2818-nucleotide messenger RNA. RefSeq names its product abl interactor 1. Gene Ontology annotation, molecular function: protein binding. NCBI's taxonomy places the organism in Eukaryota, Metazoa, Arthropoda, Insecta, Hemiptera, Cicadellidae. Bases 191 to 1477 code for a protein of 428 amino acids. The record is from RefSeq and is a predicted model, not a curated record. The transcript is spliced from 8 exons.